Physcomitrium patens is the source of this 2459-nucleotide messenger RNA. RefSeq lists its product as uncharacterized. NCBI's taxonomy places the organism in Eukaryota, Viridiplantae, Streptophyta, Bryopsida, Funariales, Funariaceae. The record is from RefSeq and is a predicted model, not a curated record.
AUGGUCGGUGCACAUUCAUUAGUAUCUCGUGCAUUUCCAUAUGAAGGAGGCCGACUUCCCGUCAUCGGAAGCGACCUCUGCCUGACGCACAAGGUUGUGCAUGGCAAUGGCAAAUUUAGAUCCAUGUUGGUAACAGAGGGCAUCGUCAGCACCGAACUGUGUAACCGGUUUGCUGCCAUCGUUGCCGUUAAUGCCGCAAGCGUGCUGGCCAAUUCGUGUCUUGUCUCUCUACCUCUCGGUUCUCAUGCAUUCUCAAUUCCCUUCGUAAUGAAAGCAUCAAUUUAUUUAGCCCCCACUGCUCCCUUGUAUGUUUUGCAAUUUUGUGCAUUAACGGGUGCAGCACCUGCGUAUCGGAUCAUCCUAGGUUUCACAUUUCGCGGGCGCAGUAUGAUCCUUUUUCUUUUAUCGUCAGAUCGAAAGCAGGCGCAGAUGGAAUCAGGAUCCGUGUGCCGGUCUUCGAAUAGACCCCGCAUGCUUAUUUGCUAUCUAUGUGGCCGGGAGUAUGGUAGCAGGAGUUUACCAAUCCACAUCCCACAAUGUCAAAGGAAAUGGUUGCUUGAAGAGGAGAGUAAGCCUAAGAAUGAGCGUCGCCCUCUGCCAAGUCAACCGAAUGCUGACAAGGCCAUCGGAGGUGGUGGUGGUAAAGCAUACGAUAACUUUAAUGCCGAGGCCUUUGCAGCAUUUGAAAAGACUUUGACUCAGUGCCCUAAUUGCCAGCGACGCUUCAACCCAAAAUCCUUCCAUAAGCAUCAAAGAGGGUGCACUAUAGCAAGACCUGCCAAACCCGCUGGCACAGGCCUUAUUAAAUACUCACUAACGAACAGACUCGUCCCUGGUGCAGUUGCUGGUUCCAUGCACGGAAAAGCAACAACACAGCCUUUGCCACUAUGCUUAUGUAGACUACCUAAGUCGAAGCCGAAGCCGAAUCCGAAGAACCCGACUGUAAGGCCGGCAUGGACUGGUGCAAGUGAAUCUCUAACUGAUGACAAGCAAGCUGAUUCUCCCCUUCUGCGGUACAAGAGAACCCCCAGUGGACAAGAGUGGUGCUUGCAAUCGGAGACACGUCUCUCUUCGAAUCAAGCUGCAAAUACAGGGCACAGCUUGCACAGGAAUACUCCUAAUGUUGAGCCUGGUGUUCGAAAUAGGCCACUGGAAUCGAGAAACUCCUCCCAUCAUUACAGGAACGGAGGACAUAGUGGUGUUGAUAACUCUCAUCUGGUAAACACAUUUGGAGAUUUGUGGAGAACUCACAGGGAGGGUGAUUUGCUCCCCGCGCGUCAAAAUCGAAAUGCUGCACAGGAUUGGUGCUCCCAACCAGAGACGAGGUUACCUUCACAACGAAUUGGAAAUCCAAGACUUAAGAGUGGCCUUGCUUCUCAGAGCAGACAUUCUACAAGUGUUAUACUUGGGUCCCAAGUUUAUCAAAAUGAGAGGGCUCUGGACUUGGGUGGCGAUGCCAAGAUAUUCCCUUCAAAUCGAGAUGAACAUUACGAAAACUACAUGCCUAUGCAUGGGAAGACAGUGGACGGUCUGAGGCACGUAUGGCGUCAACCUUAGAUCCUCCACUUCAUGUUCUCACAAACAAAACCAUCGCGUAUUCGUCUCAAAGGAGAAUGCCGCCUGCUUCCUGGAUGUGUGUAACAGCUGGCCCGAAUCCAGUGCUGCAUAAUUUUACACAAGCACUUUGCUGCUUCAUGGCGGGAUUUUUCACAAGGUGUCGGUUGAGAAGUGACACGGAAAGGUCAUCAAGUGGACAGAGCUCUGCGAUUUCAGUUCUGGCCAAUAUUCUAAAAGGAACAGGGCAUGCGGUGAUUUAGAUUCGCAUCAUCGUAACCCUCCGUCCUUAUUGAUACAGCGAGAGCAACUAAUUCUUUUGGUCGAGGCAAUGUCGACAACUUCCGUCUUUUUGCAGGUUAUUCAGUAUUUCUGUCUGGAAAAUCCUUGGUUUGGGUCGGCCUUUUACGCAGGUAAUUUUGUGUAGAGUGUAGUAUUUCGUUCGAUUUGAACGACGCUCUAGCAGCACAAGGCUCCGUAGAAGCCAUUUCCAGGAAUUUCUCUUAAUGAGAAUUGUCAAGUCAAGUGCUCAAAUUUUAGGUGACAAAUUUCCACCUACAUGUCAAAGUACGAGUUCUUUACCUUUGAGAUCUCCUGUAGCUAUAAAAUGAGUAGAUCAGGUGUAUGAUCUGGCAGAUUGUAUCAAGUCUGGCCAGCAUCGUAUGGAGGCGUCAGCACUCCCUGCUUCAACUCGGCGUCGUUGAAUUCCAGGAAAACCCCGAAUCCGUUGAUCGAUCAACCAAGCAAACUAAAACCUUUUGGUAAUUUCCCAAGCAGAACAUGGGAUCAAUGAUUUCUGAACAAAAGUACAUCACGGAUGGAUCAGUGUUUCUUUCAUUUCUGCAAACGUCAAUUAACCUGUGAAUAACCGACUAGCCGACAAGUAUAUUACAAAACUGCUAUUC